Linum tenue is the source of this 801-nucleotide messenger RNA. NCBI's taxonomy places the organism in Eukaryota, Viridiplantae, Streptophyta, Magnoliopsida, Malpighiales, Linaceae. The record is from the annotation of a GenBank genome assembly.
UUUCCUGUUUGUUGCUUCCUCUUAAUUUCUUGAUUUCAAUCGCGGGAGAUGGGAGACGCUAGUGGUCAAUCGAGGUACGUGAAGUUAACUAAGGAACAAGGUCCAGCCGAAGACAUCACUCCCGGCGAACUCAACCAGCCCAUCCAAGUCCCUCAGCUGAUCAUUCACCGAUGCCAUGAAUGUGGGCAACCUCUGCCGGAGAGCUACGAGCCUCCCGCCGACGAGGACUGGACUACCGGCCUCUUCUCUUGUGCUCAAGAUCCCGAUAGCUGCCGAAGGGGGCUGCUGUGCCCGUGCGUGCUGUUCGGCGAAAACGUCGAGACGGUGAGGGGUGAAGAGUACUGUCCAUGGAGGCACGCCUGCGUGUGUCACGCCAUAUGCGUGGAAGGAGGCAUCGCCGCGGCGGCACUCACGGCCAGCCUCGGCGGGAUUGAUGUACAGACGUCUCUCCUGGUGUGCGAGGGAUUGCUGUUCGCGUGGUGGAUGUGCGGAAUCCACACGGGACUCUUCCGGGAGUCGCUGCAGAAGAAAUAUCAUCUCAAGGAAUCGCCAUGCGACGCAUGCCUCGUCCACUGCUGCUUCCACUGGUGUGCCAUAUGCCAGGAGCACAGGGAGAUGAGGAACCAUCUCUCCUAUGAUUCCUCUAUGCAAGUCACCGUCGUCAACCCUCCUCCUCUCCAGCAAAUGACCGUCAUUCAUCACGAUGCCUCGACAAUUUCGUCGUUGCCAUCCGUCGCUACUGCAGCCCAGCCGGUUGUAUCGGACACUGGCCAUGUCAGGCUAGAGAUACAGCCUGUGUAG